CCUUCCUCCCCCUUCCCCCCUAUAUAUUUCCCCUCGGUCCCUUGCGCAUUAAGUUUCACAAAAUCCCCCAAAAUUUCCCCAAUUUUCAAGAUUAUAAAAACAUCGAAAAAAUGUCAGCCGUUGAUCUGCAGCUGCCGCCGGGAUUCCGAUUUCACCCAACCGACGACGAGCUAGUGACGCACUACCUCUGCCGGAAAUGCGCGUCGCAGCCGAUCGCCGUCCCAAUCAUCGCCGAGAUCGAUCUCUACAAGUACGACCCGUGGGAGCUCCCAGGGCUGGCACUGUACGGCGAGAAGGAGUGGUACUUUUUCUCGCCGAGGGACCGGAAGUACCCAAACGGGUCGAGGCCGAACCGGGCGGCGGGCCGGGGGUACUGGAAGGCGACCGGGGCGGAUAAGCCUAUCGGGCGGCCAAAGCCGGUCGGGAUAAAGAAGGCACUGGUUUUCUACGCCGGCAAGGCGCCGAAGGGGGAGAAAACCAAUUGGAUCAUGCAUGAGUACCGGCUUGCCGAUGUAGACCGGUCGGCCCGGAAGAAGAACAACAGCCUAAGGCUGGACGACUGGGUGCUGUGCCGCAUUUACAACAAGAAGGGCGCCAUCGAGCGGCAGCCGCCGACGCCGGAGGGGCACGCCACCAGCCACGACGUGGCGAGCGCGCUGACGUCGGAGGAUACCAAGCCCGUCAUCCUGACGUCAUUCCCGGAGCCGAUGCCUAUGAUGUACGAGGAUUUAAAGUAUCUCCGCGCGCCGGGCGCCGCCGCCGCCGGAUCAGCCUCCUCGGAGCACGUGCUGUCGCCGGAGGUCGAGAGCGCGCCGAAUCUGGGCGAAUGGGGGAGCUCGGCGCUCGAAUUCCCGUUCGACUGUGUGGGCGCCGGCGCCGGCGCGCUGGUGGGGUCGCAGUUUGCCGGCGGCUAUCAGAUGGAGCCGAUGAGCGAGGUGUACGCGUACAUGACCAAGCCGUUCUGAAGGAGGUGGGCGGAUACGCGGCUCGGCGGCGCGUGGCACAGGAGACUUUUAGUUAGGUCUAUGACUGUGCACGUGCGAGUCGGAGCGUGGAUGCUACGUGCAGUAUCGUUGAGUGUGUGUUCGUAUAGUUGUUUUUGUCUUUAAAUUAAUUUUGUAUCAGAUUUAAUUAUUUUGGAGCAGAGUGCAGUCUUUUUUUUUUCCCUCUUUUUUUGUUUUUUUUUCUUGUCUUGUGGUCUUUCCUUGUUUCAAGUUAUAAUCAAUGAAAAUGCGUAUUUAUGAA
This is a messenger RNA of Striga asiatica, 1245 nucleotides long. NCBI's taxonomy places the organism in Eukaryota, Viridiplantae, Streptophyta, Magnoliopsida, Lamiales, Orobanchaceae. The record is from the annotation of a GenBank genome assembly.